CCGCUUUACACGGAAGUGACGGAUGUAUUCCUCUACUCGCACAGAUGAAAGCAAAACAUAGUAUUUUGUUCAUUGUUUAGACGUUUUUAAACAACGAGAUGGCGUGGAAUAGCAAAGGUUCUCCUCUCCCCCCGGCUUCACUGCAUCUCCUCGUCCCGCCAGUGAGACUAGUGUCUGCCUUCAUGUGGCAGAUAGUGCAGCAGCACAGUGUGAUGCAGUACGACAAGCUGCUGGACUUCAUCAGUUUGGCCACAGAGACCGUACCAGAGCUGCUGAGUCCCGGCCAGAGAGCCCAGCUCCUCCUGGGCCUGAGAGCCAGGCUGGUCCUGGAGCUGUGUCGGAGUGAAGGCGUGGCCCACCUGCAGACCAUACAGAGCCACCUUGAUAAAAUCCAGGUCUGCAGCACUGAACUAAGCUCCAGCGAUCAGACAGUCGGUGGUGAUAUACUGGAGACCUCUUUCACUAAUUUUGCCGGCCUGGUGCAGAACCUUUUAAACGUUCCUUUUGAAAAGGACUUCUUCUUCCAGGAGGUGUUUCCUGUAAACUAUGGCUCCGACUACGACCAAAGGCUGCAGCAGCUGGUGUCUGACUUCCUGUCCAGGCUGGAGCAGCUGCUGCCCAUACCAGACCUGCAGCAGACAGCAGCAUGGCUCACUGAAACCACAUCUGUGUCAAAAGAAUUUGGACAGUAUCUGUCCGAACCGUUUGCCAUGAACACUCUGCUGCUUCAUCACAGACAGAUGGGGACUCUCGGCUCCGCUCCUCCGGGCAGCGAGGAGGACAUCCUUUUGUCCUCUCUGGCCCUGCCUGCUCACACUGCUGUGGAGAGGCUGUCUCAGGCUUACAGUGAGGAAGAUGAUUAUGACCAUGAGGAAGAGACCCUGACAUUGGAAGGUUUAGAAGAGGACUUGGGUCAAAGCUCAGCCGUCACUGCAGACGAUUGGUUGCCAAAAAGGGAAUCAGGUUCUCUGUCCCGUUUUUUCGCCUGCCCUGAGUGUUCUUUCACUCACUGCUUAAAGAGGAAGGUCGUAGAGCACAUUCAGAGUGGGCACCACAUAAAAGCCCCCAUUCAGAAAGAACUAUUUGUGAAGAAAGCCACAGCAAAGACGCAGCAGAAAAGCCAAGACUUGAACUGUGAAAAAGUAAAAGUAAAAAACAACUCGGAGAAACAGAGGCCACAAAAACAAAGAGGAGGAGUUGCGAAAAAGCGGGAACGUAAGCCGAAGAAGAACAACUUGGAGAACAAGGAGCGACGUAAACGGAAAGAGCCCAUUGGGGAAGACAAGAGGUUCCUGAGCACGAGAACCGUCAACAAAAAGUUCACAGAGGAGGAAACCAAGUGCCUGAAGUGUGAAAAGGUCUUUGAGCUUCCAAAUCAACUGAAGACUCACAUGAAGCUCCACAGCUUUGCCUACUGCUGCAUCCAAUGUGAGAAGGGCUUCAUCAGCAGUUCUGGUUACUACCAGCACCAGAGGCUCCACAAGAAGGGGCGGAUCUUCUCCUGCAGCCAGUGCAACAAGGGCUUCCUGUGCAGCUACUCGCUAAAGCAACACCAAAAGCUGCACGAAGGGCCCUCCAGCCUGUGCACCAUCUGCGGGAAGGGCUUCAGCAAAACGGGGAUUACAAGACACAUGCAGAUGCACAAAGGGGAGAAAAACUUCCUGUGCACUACAUGCGGGAAGUGCUUCCUGUCGUCCGGGGAGCUGCUGCUGCACACUCGGUCCCACACGGGCGAGAUGCCGUACACCUGCACUCACUGUGGGAAGGGAUUUUCCAGCAAGAGCCACCUGAACGUGCACACGCGCUCUCACACCGGGGAGCGACCGUACCUCUGCUCAGAGUGCCCCAAGCGCUUCCUCACUCUGAACUGCCUGAAGAGACACAAGCUCAGCCACAACGGGGUGAAACCCUUCAAGUGUCCCAACUGUGACAGAGAAUUCUCCCAGCAGGGGAACCUGAAGAGACACCUGGCAACCCAUGAACCUGACACGUAAAGUUAGGAAGCAAAAUGUAGUCAUACCUUACCAUUUCUUUGAAAACAUGUGCAAACUCAAAAUCAACUAGACAUUUGUUCUUUUAAUCAGUAAGAAUUGGUGAGUAAAGUAUAUGAAAUCA
Eleginops maclovinus (Patagonian blennie) is the source of this 2115-nucleotide messenger RNA. Its product is annotated as zinc finger protein ZFP2-like. The transcript is spliced from 8 exons. The coding region runs from base 99 to 1994 and encodes 631 amino acids. Lineage: Eukaryota; Metazoa; Chordata; Actinopteri; Perciformes; Eleginopidae. Gene Ontology annotation, cellular component: nucleus. Gene Ontology annotation, biological process: regulation of gene expression. The record is from RefSeq and is a predicted model, not a curated record.